Molecule: messenger RNA, 3778 nt
Organism: Silurus meridionalis
Lineage: Eukaryota; Metazoa; Chordata; Actinopteri; Siluriformes; Siluridae
Gene: phc2b
Product: polyhomeotic homolog 2b (Drosophila)
Exons: 17
Coding region: 298-2883 (861 amino acids)
Cellular component (GO): PRC1 complex; nucleus
Molecular function (GO): protein binding; zinc ion binding
Source: RefSeq, a predicted model, not a curated record
GCCUGGAUUCCCCUCACCAACCCCCUCCUGCUGCUGUCUCUGGUUUGUAGCGAGUGUACAGCAAGAGCACAGCCCAGAAAUGGUGUAGGAGAGCAGGAAAGGAAGAAGAAAUCAAACCCAGGGAGGGACAGACAAGGCCUAAGGGUUAAGGUAAAGGUAGAAUGCUUCCAGGCUCUUUUGAAACAAGCGGAGCUCAACAAAUCUGACAGUUUGACGGAUGGCAUCGAAGCUGUGAUCUUGCAAAGACUGUGCCAGCGGAGCAGUCGUGGGUCAAAGCUGAGACGUCAGCGUGGCACAAUGGAGGGAGAGCAGGGUCCUGCUGCUUCCAGUGUCAGCAUGGCAAGCACUUCCAGCUCCUUCACUAACUCUACAACCUCUACAACCAGCACCAGCAGCCAGAACAUCACCAACACGUCCACUGUCCCCAGCAGCAGCAGUGCCAACUCAAGCUGCAGCACUAGCAGCAGCAGACAAACUGUUUCCCAGAUAUCAGUAUACAGCGGGAUACCAGACCGACAAACUGUACAGGUGAUUCAGCAGGCUCUGCACAGGCAACCGAGCACAGCUGCACAGUACCUUCAACAGAUGUAUGCGGCACAGCAGCAGCAUCUUAUGCUUCAGACAGCAGCCCUGCAGCAGCAGCACCUCAGCACAGCUCAGCUCCAGAGUUUGGCAGCCGUGCAGCAGGCCAGUAUAGCUGCUGGUAGGCAGAGCUCUACUCAAAAUGGCACCUCAUCCACCCAAAGUGGAUCCUCACAAACUACAAUUAAUUUAACGACGUCUCCUGCCACUGCUCAGUUAAUAAGCCGUGCCCAGAGUGUAAACUCCUCCACUUCUGCCAUCUCUCAGCAGGCAGUGCUGCUAGGCAACGCCUCAAGUCCCACCCUUACAGCCACCCAGGCGCAGAUGUACCUACGUGCACAGAUGGCUCAGCAAAGUAACCUGGUGCAUGUAGCUAGGAGUCUUGGCCGAGCUGUUCCUCUCUCCUCCCAGCUUAUCCUCGCUCCCACAGCUACUGUGACGGCUCUUCAAUCUGACACUAGUGUAACCAGCAACACUCAGUCUGCACCUGCACAGGUCCAGAAUCUCGCCAUUCGGAGUCAUCAAGGGGCGACAUCCUCUCAGUCCACUGGUCUGCAGGCCCUGAGCCUUAAGCAGACUCCAGUCUCCAUCCAGCCCACUCCACUUAUCAAGACCACUAGCCAGAGUGCUUCCAACUCAGGGACCAUCACAGGAAAGGGUGGGCUCUCUGUGGUGACCACAGAUGGAGGGAAGAAACCAGAGAGCACAGAGAUUGAGGCAAAGGCAGUGAAUAUGAGCCGCAGUGUGACAUCCUCUCAGCCCCUUAUCACACCAAAAACUUUGACUCAUCUAAUAAAGUAUGCAUAUGCCCAGAUUCAACCCCAAGCCCUGAUCAAGCAACAACCACAACAGUUUGUCAUUCAACCCCAAGCUCCACCCACUCCACGAAUGCAGACUCAAUUACUACAGACAGCCUCAAUCCAGCCUCACUCACAGACUGCCUCACUUGGCCUCCAGAGCGCCUCAGCUGGAGGACCUGUCCCCGUCCUGCCUAAACCACCAGCCCUUAUCCAGGGAUCAGCUCUGAGCCAACAAGCCACCAUCUUCCAUUCCACAGUGAGCCAGCAUGCAGGCCUAAGCCAGUCUAAAGCUCAGCCUGUCCAGCUUACAGCCAUCAACCUGCAAAUCCAGCCUACACAUAGUCAGGCCUCCAGACUUGCUCAGGACAGUAAGGAUAAGCCCACAUCCCUGGUUAUAAGAGAGAUUUGCCAGCCUUGCCCGCCUCUUGGUGCCCAGUUACAAUCGUCUGCCCUGUCAACGGAGACCAAUCCUCCAGAGCCACCUAAAGCUGACACUGGGACUGACACAGGUCAAACUCAAGGUGCGGUGGAGACCCCGUGCACAGCAGCCAUGACCCCCAGAGGAGAAACUGAACCAGCUAACGGUGAAAACAAACCGCCUCAGGCCAUCGUGAAGCCCCAUGUGCUCACACAUGUGAUUGAAGGCUUUGUCAUCCAAGAAGGAGCUGAACCAUUUCCAUGUGUGCAGGUGGAGAGGCCUUCAGUUCAGACAGACAGCCCUAAGAAAGCAGAGAAGUCACUGCCAUCAGAGUCACAGAAAACCCCACCGAACAAUGCCCCCACCACCACAGACUCGGAGCCUGAGGAAUCCUCACAACAAGAUCCAGCAGUGAGAGAUGAGGAGGAGCCAGAAGAGCCCAAGCUGACGUGUGAGCUGUGCGGCUGGGUCGACUUUGCCUACAAGUUUAAAGGCUCCAAGCGCUUCUGCUCCGUAGUGUGUGCAAAAAGGUACAAUGUCGGGUGCACAAAACGCAUCGGACUCUUCCAUCCUGACCGUUCCAAAACGGCCAAUCGGUGGAGAAGGAGGUCACACAAUCAAGGAUGCAGAAGUACAGAGGCAAAGAAACAGAGGCUAUCUGUGUGCCAGCAGUCUCAGGGUGAGUCUGUGUCCUCCCCACUCCCUUCUCAACCCAGUCAAGGAGAGUCUAGUCCCUGUUCAGACAUCUCCAGUUAUGAGGACCCAGCAUCUCCUUUAUCUGCUGCCAGCUCUAGCCCUGUGGGGAUCCCACGAGGGCCCUCCGCUUCCGAUCCGGAAGAUGUUCCUACACUUAGCGAGCACUUCUUGCCAUGUGACCCUACCAAGUGGAAUGUGCAGGAGGUGUUUGAGUUCAUCCGCUCUUUGCCAGGUUGUCAGGAGAUUGCGGAUGAAUUCCGUUCUCAAGAGAUUGAUGGACAGGCCAUGCUGCUACUGAAGGAGGACCACUUAAUGAGCGCCAUGAACAUCAAACUAGGUCCAGCGCUCAAGAUCUUCGCCCGCAUUAAUAUGCUCAAAGACUCCUAGCCUCAGAAGGCAGAGUGAGAGAGUGUGUAUAUGUGCAAAAAGAUUAUUGUGUUUCUUAGUGGUCAUUUAAAGGUGACCUCACAAAAACAAAUGCACUAUAAUGUUUAAAAGAAACUGUACCUCCUGAAGAUCAAUACAUGGAAGGAAACAAAGACAAAGUAUCUAUGAAGGAUGGCACAAAUACUAAUGUUGGCCCACAAAGUACACAGUACCUUCGAGAAUGCUGAAGAGCAGUACAUCUGUACAUGAUAUUUAAAGACACUCUUAAUACAGAGCUCAUGGAUGGCACAAGGUCUAACUCUCCACCUCUAACAUACAUAUAUCCGUAUGUGAACAGAGCACACCAACUGUACAUUAUUGUUGAUUUCAGAAGUUAUUUUAUCUUUUUGUACAUGCCUGAUCCUUUUAUAUAAUUAUGUUCAAGUAAAUUAUUAAUAUGUGUGUAUGUGUGUGAAUGUGUGUCUAAGUUAAGUCACAGAAAUCUGGUGCUCAACAUUAUAGGAAUAACCCGAUCACUGAUUAGUCACUACAUGUGUUGUAUAGACCUUUAAACCAGAUGUAUGAAAAUCAGUAUAACAACUUUUACAAUGGAAAAGGCACUGUGGAUAUUCCUUUCCAGACAUGCCUCGUUAUUGGGUUAUACCUUUUUUUGGGAAUCCUUUUUCAUCAGAUCAGCUCAAGCACUUCCUUAGCGAGACCUCUUUUUUGAGACUUUGGAACGAUUUAAUGCUCUUUGACAUGUUGCAGGAUUUCGGUGUGUGUUGCUAGACAGAAUUGUAAUGAUGUCUUGUGUCUUUGUUGGGCAUGCUUUGUGAAAUGCCUGUAUUUAUCAAAUGGAUUUAUAUCGGUUAUGUAAUUUUCAUUUUUAAAUGAAAAACAAAGUUGUUUUGCAUAA